CUCGAAGGCGCCGCCGCGCCCGCCCCGCCUCAGCCCAGCGCCCCGGCCGCUCUCGCCAUGCGGCUUUGGGUGCUGCUCAGCCUGCUGCUGCUGCAGGAGACGCUGCCGCACGGCUUAUGUGCAUGUGGCACAUGGUGAGAACAGAUAGCAGCUGUGUGUGAGCCUCUGAGAUCAGUCACUGCACUGCUGGGAAAUAAGUGCACCUUUUAAGCAACCACAGCAUGCAUCUCAGCUCCUGCUGGACAGGCUGCUGUUGCCUCUGGCAGGUAAUGGAAUCUCUUCUGCUUCUGUUUCCAUCUGCUCAGUAAAGUUAUUGGACAGUCUGUGAAAAGUAAGCGUCAAAAAGAGCCAGGGGAAAACAAAAUCAAGCCUAUCAACAAAAAAGUAAAACCCAAGGGCCUAAAAAUGAAGGAGAGGGAACCUAUCGACUCUUCCUCCAAGUCCCAGUCCAUACUGAUGCAGGUGAUGGAUAAAGGCCGUUUCCAGAAACUGACUGCCACUUUAAGCCUGUCUGCUGGACAAAGCAUAGAACUGCGAUGUAAGGGGAGUAAUGUGACUUGGAGCUAUCCUUCAUACUUGGACACCUUUAAGGACUCCAGACUCAGUAUAAAGCAGUUGGACAGGUAUGGUCAGCUGAUCCUUACAAACUCCACUGCAGCAGACACAGGUGAAUAUAGCUGCUGGCUUCAGCUGUGCAAUGGUAACAAAUGCAGGAAGGAUGAGACAAAAACAGGUUCAACGUACAUCUUCUUCACAGAUAAAGAGGAACUUUUUGUGCCUACUCCCAGUUAUUUUGAGAUUGUCUACCUGAACCCAGAUAAACCUGCUGUCAUCCCAUGCCGUGUCACUACUCCUUCAGCAAAAGUUACUCUACACAGGGAAUUCCCAGCAGAAGAAAUUGAAACAGAUGAAACUAAUAUUAUUUAUGAUGCAAAGAAGGGCUUUGUCUACCAGCACCCUACUUCUGAUCAUAAAGGUAUUGUCUACUGCAAAGCAGAGUCGCAGGGAGCGCCUCAGAUUUCCAUCAAGUAUCACCUACUCUAUGUGGAAGUCCCCAAGGGCCCACCCUCAGCCACGAUUGUGGCAUCACCCAGUAGAGCCAAAGUCAGCGAUGGUAUCCACGUAGCCUGCACUGUCCUUGGGGAGCCAGAUGUAGAUGUGAGCUUCAGCUGGCAGUACCCAGGGCAGGAGCUGGAGAGGCCUGUAAUCACACAGAAUUUCUGGAGACUGAUAAACAGAGGGACUGGACACACCACAAGAAUUUCAAAGAGUGUUCUCAUCAUUGAGGAUUUUGAAGCCAGAGAUGCUGGAAACUAUAUUUGUAUAGCUCAGAACUUACAAGGAGCAACAACAGUGGCAACUAGAGUUGAACUAAACUAAUGGAAAGGCUUCUGGACUCAUGAUGAACUGUACGUUGCUUUGCAUUUUAACCAUUGUUUUGUUUAUUUUUUGUUAAUGUUUAUACAAAAGUUUUCUCUAUUACAUUCUUUUCCUAUGUCAACGCCUUCCACUUCCACUAGAAUGCCAGGCCAAAACAUGGUGCCUUACACCUGGCCGUAAUCAGUUGUGAGUUAGAAACACUGCAGAUAUAUUACUAAGUUUAAUACUAUAAAGUGUAAUCUUGAAGCCUGAACAUGCAUACGGCUUAUUGUACUUGGGAAUAGAUGCUUGUGCAUUUUCCUUCGCAUGUGGCCUUUUUGCUCCAACGCUUUUACAGGGGUAACCUGCUGGAUGCUUUGUGCCUUUUUCCUCUGUGAAAACUCAGAGGAUUUGUAACGUCUUCAGAAACCCAUCAGUGCAGGGGCAUCUCUUCUGGUGCUGUGCAAUAUAAAAUGUAGAGUACUGUACAUGUUUAAAACAAAAAAGCAAAAAAAAUUCUGACAGAACUAGCCAAUAGCAAUAUUUCUUAAAAACAAUUAAAUUUCUUAACAUUAUAGAA
Tympanuchus pallidicinctus (lesser prairie-chicken) is the source of this 1939-nucleotide messenger RNA. RefSeq names its product platelet derived growth factor receptor like (gene PDGFRL). Bases 406 to 1380 code for a protein of 324 amino acids. NCBI's taxonomy places the organism in Eukaryota, Metazoa, Chordata, Aves, Galliformes, Phasianidae. The transcript is spliced from 8 exons. The record is from RefSeq and is a predicted model, not a curated record.